CGUUGGAGGCGCGCCGCGAUGCUGCUUUUCUGCCCGGCCUGCGGGAACGUGCUGGUGGCCGAGGAGGGCGCCCGCUGCCACCGCUUCGCUUGCACCACCUGCCCCUACGUGCGCAACGUCACGCGCAAGGUGACCAGCCGGCGCUACCCGAAGCUGAAGGAAGUGGACGACGUGCUGGGCGGGGCCGCCGCCUGGGAGAACGUGGACUCCACCGCAGAGCCCUGCCCCAAGUGCGGCCACCCGCGCGCCUACUUCAUGCAGCUGCAGACGCGCUCGGCCGACGAGCCCAUGACCACCUUCUACAAGUGCUGCAGCGCCCCCUGCGGCCACCGCUGGCGCGACUGAGCGGCCGGAGGAAGGAGGGAGACGGAGGGGCUUCAAUAAAGCGACUUUAUUGGCCCGCAGCGGCGCC
Messenger RNA from Thamnophis elegans (Western terrestrial garter snake), 412 nucleotides. RefSeq names its product RNA polymerase III subunit K (gene POLR3K). The transcript is spliced from 3 exons. Gene Ontology annotation, molecular function: zinc ion binding; nucleic acid binding; DNA-directed RNA polymerase activity. Bases 19 to 345 code for a protein of 108 amino acids. NCBI's taxonomy places the organism in Eukaryota, Metazoa, Chordata, Lepidosauria, Squamata, Natricidae. The record is from RefSeq and is a predicted model, not a curated record. Gene Ontology annotation, biological process: termination of RNA polymerase III transcription; DNA-templated transcription. Gene Ontology annotation, cellular component: RNA polymerase III complex.